This is a messenger RNA of Sander lucioperca (pikeperch), 1870 nucleotides long. RefSeq names its product rho-related GTP-binding protein RhoU-like. Gene Ontology annotation, biological process: small GTPase-mediated signal transduction. Gene Ontology annotation, molecular function: GTP binding; GTPase activity. The record is from RefSeq and is a predicted model, not a curated record. The transcript is spliced from 4 exons. The coding region runs from base 611 to 1459 and encodes 282 amino acids. Lineage: Eukaryota; Metazoa; Chordata; Actinopteri; Perciformes; Percidae.
UAAAUAUAAUCUAUUAAAAAAAAAAAACAACACGGUUGGUAGACAGCUGCACUGCAUGUAAUCCCUCUCCAUGGGUUUUUAUGAUUUAAAAGGGACUAAAGUUAACGUAUUUAUUUAUUGUUGGCCCCUGUUGCAGAAAUAUACUCAACAAAAUGUACAAAUCAGCAAUCAAUAUGAAAGUUCUAUUUCUACAUCUUUUAAUUGGCUUAAGAGGGAGACAUGCUGUAUAUUCCACUCUAAGGGAUAAAGGUUUCCAGUAAGCUUAGUUCAUUUCACUUGGAAAUCUCUGGAGCCUCAUAUGGUGCUCUGCUCGGUAAGCCUCUUAGGAAUCACAGUGCCACAGCAGAUGUAGGGAGAAUGCCAAUCAGGAGCUCCUGCUGAGCGGAGAAACCCGACGGCUGUGCCACUGCUCGCUUCAAAUCUCUGCCACGGUUCUCACGAAACACAGCCAAAUAUCGUCAGAGGCGCUUUAUGCUUAUGCUUUGCAGUUUACACACUUAAAACAGCAGCAGAAACUCGUGAGCUGUCAUGGAGAUGGAGCGCGCAGGGAGUCUCCAACGAUUCUGAACCGACAGAAAACAAAUCCGUGUUUUUAUCUGAAUGCAGAGCCAUGCUUCCUCAGGAUGUCGGGAAGCAAAAGCCAUGUCGUGUGUCGGAACCGAUGUGCGGGAUGGACAGUCCCCCGGUCCCAAUUCGGCGCUUAAAGAACCGGGACUUCCCUCUGAACGCGAAGCGCCGGCGGCCCGGGUCCGCACCUGAGCGCAAGGUGAACUGCGUCCUGGUUGGAGACGGAGCGGUGGGCAAGACCAGCCUCAUUGUCAGCUACACCACCAACGGAUACCCGACACAAUAUGUUCCAACAGCGUUUGACAACUUUACCGUGAUGGUUGUGGUCGACGGAAAACCAGUGAGACUGCAGCUCUGUGACAUGGCUGGACAGAAAUGGGGGCUGGUUGAUGGACCAAUCAAUGACGAGCUGGAGCGCCUCCGACCUCUGUGCUACAAGAACGCCGAUGUCUUCCUUCUCUGCUACAGCGUGGUGCGUCCCUGCUCUUUCCGCAGCCUUAUGGAGAAGUGGGUUCCUGAGAUCCGUCAGCACUGUCCCACCGCGCCCCUGGUCCUUGUCGGCACCCAGUUGGACCUGAGGGAGGACGUCCAGGUGCUGAUUCAGCUGGCGCAUAACCAGGAGCGGCCGGUGGGCACGGAGGAGGGCCAGCAGCUCGCCCAGGAGCUUGGGGUGGUGAGCUUUUCAGAGUGCUCUGCGCUGACCCAGAAGAACCUGAAGGACACCUUUGAUUCAGCCAUCUUGGCCUGCAUCCAACAGACAGACAGCUGUGGCGUCCAGCAACAGAGCCAGACUCUGAGGAAGAAGACGCCUGAUAAGUUCAAGAGCCUCUCGGAGACCUGGUGGAGGAAGAUCAACUGUCUGAUUGUCGAGCAGAGCUGUGACUUGAAGUGAACAGCUGCAUAAUUACAAACCUGGGUCAGAUCAUUUUUGCAAAUACUUAAAUUUGGUUUGUUUCAGCCUGCUGGCAGAAGGUGCCAGAUGGGUGGGGAGAGACAACAAGCUCCAGAAAGAGCUCAGAAAUGCAGGUUUGUGACUCACAACGUGGCUGUUCAUGUCCCCAGACUGACAGGAAAAGUGUGGGUGGAGAACUCUGAUUUUACACAUCAUUUUCAGUUUACUUGUAUCGAGGAGAAUACACAGUCUGUGAAGACAAAAUGUAUUCUGUGGCUCUGUAGAAGCUUUCGAAAGACUGACAGCUGCUCACUUGCGUAAGACAUUAAAGGCACACUAUGCAAGAUUUGUCCCUUAAUAUAACAGCUUCAAAGUCAUUUUGAUGGCAAACGAACUUGUAGUAGGGCGAAU